AGACUUGGUGCACAGGGGUCACCAGCAGCUGCCACAGGCCGAGAGCGAUUUCCUUCACACGGUCUGAGGAAGAGGAGGCUUCGGAGUCUUCUCCAGUUUCUUCAGCAGAGGACCAACUAAAUGACCAUGAAGUCGUCAUGUCUGCUUGUCUUGGCUCUUCUCGUGGUCUGCAACUUCACCGUGUCUGGAGGACAGGGCAUCCCCGCGGAGGACGAGACUGACGGGAGGACCAUAGACGACAUCAUUCUACAGAGAGCAGAGAGUCUCCUCCUACGGUCCAUCCUCCAGAAGAUACAUGACGAACACGGCGGAGACGAGGGAUUUUCCUCUCAAGCAGAAUGGAUAACCAAACGGCAGCAUCCCGGAAAGAGGAACGGCGAGGACCUGGAGAAGCGGCAGCAUCCGGGGCGCCGAGAAGAGGACGAGGAUGAGCCGUACUUGGACCUUCAAAGGAGACAGCACCCGGGUAAACGCGAGGAAGAAAUGCGCCCGUUCAUGGAGCUCCAGAAGAGGCAGCAUCCGGGGAAGCGCUUCGCCGCGGGACGCGUUUCUGAAAACCCCGCGGCGCUCCUGGGGGGACUUUCAAAACGACAGCACCCGGGGAGGCGGUACGUGGUGGUGCACAGCAAGCGCCAGCACCCGGGUAAGCGCGACGGGGACGACGACGACGUGGACUGGGACGCGGACGGAGAGGGAGAAGAAGUGGACCUCGUGGAGAUGGAAAAGCGGCAGCACCCAGGCAAACGGUUUUGGGUUACCUCCAGUCCGGAAUUAGGCGCAAACAGUCCGUGUGACGUAUUGGACGCUACGAGCUGCGGCAAAACCAGUCUGCUGCUCGACUUUUUAGACAAAAUCAACGAGAGCCACCACGCCGAGGAGAAGCGACAACACCCGGGGAAAAGGUUUGCGCCCGAGGAGGACUUAGUGGAAGCAGAGUAGCCGAAGUACAAGUCCUCCGCUGUAAUGUUAACCAAUAAAUGUAUAAAUGAAGUGAACACAAGUUAUUAUUAAAAACAAAAAAGAGUUUACACCGUCGAAUCUGUUGUUCCACCGACAGUUACUGUGUCAUCGUUGCAACAAAACAAAAAAAAACAUGUAUCCGCUGUUAGUUCGGUUUGGAGAGCUUGUGCGUAAUUGGGUAUAUCGCUGUAAAAUACGGGGUUCAUCUCCAUUUAAUCACUUGAACUGAUUUGCUAUUUAUUCCGUUGAUUAUAGACUGGUCGUGCUAAAAGUCCCAGAAGGAACGCAUCGGUCCACUGUCCCUCUGUGAGGCGGCACGCGCCCUUCGGUCCAGCAGGCGUCACGGUCAACGGAAGUACCCAACGCGUCGAUCUGAUCCGUGUCUCGUUAUUUUCUACUUAUGUAAACUAUAACGACUACCACCGCAAAAUAAAAUAUGUCUGGUUAUUUUUCUACAUAUUAUUGCAUGUGUUAAGUUCAUUUAAACUUUGCCUUAACGUCAACCACCAAUGUUGGACAAUAAAACGCAAUGGUUAAAAUGUA
Messenger RNA from Pungitius pungitius (ninespine stickleback), 1503 nucleotides. It is a transcript of the gene trh, whose product is annotated as thyrotropin-releasing hormone. Gene Ontology annotation, cellular component: secretory granule; extracellular region. The record is from RefSeq and is a predicted model, not a curated record. Bases 121 to 939 code for a protein of 272 amino acids. The transcript is spliced from 3 exons. Gene Ontology annotation, molecular function: thyrotropin-releasing hormone activity. Lineage: Eukaryota; Metazoa; Chordata; Actinopteri; Perciformes; Gasterosteidae. Gene Ontology annotation, biological process: eating behavior; histamine metabolic process; hormone-mediated signaling pathway.